Molecule: messenger RNA, 9037 nt
Organism: Periophthalmus magnuspinnatus
Lineage: Eukaryota; Metazoa; Chordata; Actinopteri; Gobiiformes; Gobiidae
Gene: ptpra
Product: protein tyrosine phosphatase receptor type A
Biological process (GO): protein dephosphorylation
Molecular function (GO): protein tyrosine phosphatase activity
Source: RefSeq, a predicted model, not a curated record
GUGCUCCAUUCUUCCUCACUCACAACAUGGCGGCCUAACAGAGGCACUGCGCCCGAGACAGCGCGCACAUCGUGGAUUUACCCCGCACGACGAGCUCCGCAGCCCCACAGGACGAGCCCCGGACUCCCGCAGGAACCGCAACGGGCAUGGGUUACUGACGUGCCGCUCUGGAGCCGAGUCUCCGCGGGAUACAAGCCGAGGAUCCAAACACAAGAGCCGUGCGCCCUGCUCCGACCCGCGGCCCCCUCCUCCGCUGAUCCUGGGGUGUGGAGCCGAGAGGAGCCGAGGCAGAGCGGGGCCGAACCGUGCCGCACCGAGGCGCUCCUGCCGCUGCCUUUGUGCCUCUGAGCCGCGCACUCCUGAAGUUUGGCUGCGCGGGAGUUGUGGAUCAGUGCGAGCGAAUGACUGAGUGAGACUCCUCCUCCAUCAGGGCAGGAUGGGUGAGAGUACCCUCCUCCUGCUGCUGUUGCUGGGUGGCCGCGGCGCAAGACCCGCUUCAGACUUAGGUCCUUCGGUCUCCCCCACAGCCCCCCCUGACCCCUCCCCCUCUAUCACAGAUGUUCCACUUGCCCCUCCAAGUCCCACAACUCCGAUCACGCCCACUGUCACCUCAGCCACACCCACCACAGCUCCCCCUCAGGACCCCCCCUCAUCUACCCAAAAUGACUCCGCCUGGGUGCUUCCUGUGCCUCCCUCUCCAGCUCCCACAACAGCGCUCACAGCAACACCCACAUCAGCACCCACGGCAGCACCCACCCUAACAGCCACCCUCGGCCCAGACCAGAGGACCCCAGGGCCCCCCCAGGUCACAGGGAGCACCCAAUUCCCCUCUAACGCCCCCACUACAGACCUGGGUAAUGAUGUUGAUGAUGAUGAUGAUGAUGGGUACUUUGAGGCCGAAACCACACCUGAUGCAGGGCCAGAGUUUACCUCACACUCCACUCCCCAAGAUGAAGACUCGUCUGAGGACAUGCCGAUCAUCGCGGUGAUGGUGGCUCUGUCCUUUCUGCUUGUCAUCAUCUUCAUCAUCAUCAUUCUCUACAUGCUCAGGUUUAAAAAGUACAAACAGGCAGGAAGUCACUCAAACUCUUUCAGAAAGGCCAACGGACGCUCAGAGGACACUGAGCUACAGAGUGUGCCACUAUUGGCUCGUUCACCUAGCACAAACAGGAAGUACCCGCCCCUUCCUGUGGACAAACUGGAGGAGGAAAUGAACCGCCGCAUGGCCGACGACAACAAGCUCUUCAGGGAGGAGUUUAACGCGCUCCCAGUGUGUCCCAUCCAGGCGUCAUGUGAUGCUGCGUCAAAAGAAGAAAACAAAGAGAAGAACAGAUAUGUGAACAUCCUCCCCUAUGACCACUCUAGAGUGCACCUGUCUCUGCUGGAGGGAGUACCUGACUCAGACUUCAUCAACGCCUCCUUCAUAAACGGCUAUCAGGAGAAGAACAAGUUCAUUGCUGCUCAAGGGCCGAAGGAGGAGACGGUGAACGACUUCUGGAGAAUGAUCUGGGAACAAAACACAGCAACAAUUGUCAUGGUGACCAACCUGAAAGAGAGAAAAGAGUGUAAGUGUGCUCAGUACUGGCCGGACCAGGGCUGUUGGACCUAUGGCAGCAUCAGAGUCUCUGUGGAGGACACCACUGUGUUAGUGGACUAUACAGUACGCAAGUUCUGUAUACAACAGGUGGGCGACGUCUCAGGUAAAAAACCCCAGCGUCUCCUCAUUCAGUUUCACUUUACAUCAUGGCCGGACUUCGGGGUCCCCUUCACCCCAAUUGGGAUGCUAAAGUUCCUCAAGAAGGUCAAGAACUGCAAUCCCCCUUACGCCGGACCCAUAGUGGUGCACUGCAGCGCUGGUGUCGGCCGCACUGGGACCUUCAUUGUGAUAGACGCCAUGUUAGAUAUGAUGAUGUCAGAGAGGAAGGUUGACGUGUUUGGUUUCGUGACCAGGAUAAGAGCCCAGAGGUGUCAGAUGGUCCAGACCGAUAUGCAGUACGUCUUCAUCUUCCAGGCCCUGUUGGAGCAUUAUCUCUAUGGCGACACAGAGCUGGAAGUGACAUCGCUUGAGUCUCACCUGUCGAAGUUGUAUGCACCUGCCCCGGGGGCGGGCUGCAGCGGCCUGGAGGCGGAGUUUAAGAAGUUGACGUCGAUAAAGAUCCAGAACGAUAAGAUGAGGACAGGUAACCUGCCAGCGAACAUGAAGAAGAACCGUGUGCUGCAGAUCAUCCCCUAUGAGUUUAACCGCGUGAUCAUUCCAGUGAAAAGAGGAGAGGAAAACACGGACUACGUCAACGCCUCCUUCAUCGAUGGUUACAGACAGAAGGACUCGUACGUGGCGUCUCAGGGCCCACUGCUGCACACCAUCGAGGACUUUUGGAGGAUGAUCUGGGAGUGGAGGAGCUGCUCCAUCGUGAUGCUGACGGAGCUUGAAGAGAGAGGACAGGAGAAAUGUGCUCAGUACUGGCCCAGUGAUGGCACUGUGGUGCAUGGAGACAUCUCCAUCGAGCUGAAGAGAGAAGAGGAGAGCGAGAGUUACACCGUCAGAGACCUGCUCGUCACACAUACACGAGAGAACAAGGCUCGUGCAGUGCGGCAGUUCCAUUUCCAUGGCUGGCCCGAGAUCGGGAUUCCCACAGACGGAAAAGGAAUGAUCAACAUCAUUGCCGCAGUGCAGAAGCAGCAGCAGCAGUCUGGGAAUCACCCCAUUACUGUACACUGCAGUGCUGGAGCUGGUAGAACAGGGACAUUUUGCGCCCUCAGCACAGUUCUGGAGCGGGUGAAGGCCGAGGGGAUCCUGGAUGUGUUUCAGACGGUCAAGAGCCUCAGGCUGCAGAGGCCCCACAUGGUGCAGACACUGGAGCAGUACGAGUUCUGCUACAAAGUGGUUCAGGAAUACAUCGAUGCCUUCUCCGACUACGCCAACUUCAAAUAGUACCGCACUCCUAAGUACUGCAAAGUAUUCCAGAGAUACUUCAAAUAGUACUACACUCCAAAGUACUGCACAAAUACUUCAAAUAGUACUACACUCCUAAGUACUCCAGAGACACUUCAAGUAGUACUAUACUUCAGAGUACUUUAAAGUAUUCCACAGAUACUUCAGAUAUUACUACAGUUUAACUUCCAUUAGGACCACAUGUUCACUGGACCCUUUUCUGUGGGACGUCUUCUCUCCAGCUCUCUCCAAGUCCGGACCAGGAUCUAGACCAGGAUCUAGACCAGGACUCAAAUCUGGAUCAGAACAAAGACAAAGUACUUAGACCAGAGUCAAGACCAGAGUCAAGACCAGAGUCAAGACCAGAGUCAAGACCAGAGUCAAGACCAGAGUCAAGACCAGAGUCAAGACCAGGACCAAGGACUUAAACCAGGUCCAAAGUCCAUGAUCUAAACCAGGACUCAAAUCUGGGUCAGAACCAGGACCAAGGACUCAAACCAAGUCUGGGUGUAAACCUGGAUCUGGCCCAGACUUGAGUACAUGAGUUGACAUGACUUGUAUUCAGUAUUUGUGUAUUUUAGUUUUACAUAUUGGACCUAGACUUGUGUUGUAGUAUUCUUCACUUGGCUUAAUGUUGUUCUUCUUAUUUCAAACUCAAAUGUAUUCACCGAUAUAAUCAAAAACUACAAUUCAAACUUUUCUCAAGAAAAAGGUCCAAAAUCCCAGAAUCCUUCACAAAUGAAUCCUUUGUUUUUUACUAAACCUCUCACUAGACUUCAUUGUCCUUUGGAUCAUUAAUUGUUUGUUGUUAUUAUAAUUAAACUGUGCAGGCCAAACUCAUAACUAAAUUUAAAUUCUGAAUUCAAGUCAUGAGAUUUUAAUUUUUGCAAUUCAUCAAAACCGGAUAUAAACCAGGUCCAUAGAUUGUAUAUAUAAGUAGGCAUAGCUAAACUGCUGGUUCUAAACAGGAAGUGGGCAUGGGCACGAUUCGGCUCCAUCGAGCGACUCCGAUUCACGUUCUGUAGAAAAACAGUGGCCCCUCUCAGUAACUGCUGCUGUCAGGCUCGUCAUUUUGACCUUAAAAUCCGCUCUAGAUGAUCCUGGGGGUCACUGAGAUCACUCAAUCAUUAGCAACAAGUUUGACUGACAGCUAUCUCGGCUCACUGUUAAGAAGGAGCAUUACCAUCAACAGCCUCGCUCUUGAUUGGUUCUUUGGUUUUGCACUUGGAUUUCCAAAUAUGGUCCCUGGUUGCAGAUUAGCCACUAAAACUGCUAGCUUUGAAGAGCUUCAUUUGGAGCUGAACGCUGUGGGUGACGUUGCACUCACUUAGUCCACUUCUUAUACAGUGUGUGGUCCAGGACCUUAAGUGAAGAAAAGUAAAUGUAAAAAAUGUAUCUGGACUUGGAUCUCAACCAGGACCAUAAACGGAGCCUACAGUAAACCCUGGACUGGCUAGACCUGGACCGGACCGAGCGCUGCCUUGGUGAAUCGUUUGUAAUAUUGUGCAUAUUUUUCUCCUCCGCGUGUACAAAUCUUCCUCCUUUUCUUUGACUCUUUUAAUGGUAUUAUAAAUGUACAAAUAUAUGGGAUUUUAUUAUUAUUAUUAUUAUUAUUUUGGGUUAGUUUUUAAGCUGUUGGACUUCUUUUUUUUUUUUUUUAUGCACCAAAUGUAAAGUGGCUGAGAAGAGAACACAGAAUCCACCCUUGUAAUAGUAUUGAUUAUUAGGGCUGCACAGUAACUGUUCUCAUGUAGAGAAGCUUGUCUCCAUGGAGAUGUUAUUGCUGAAAAGGUUGCGAAAAGUAUCAAUAAUCAGAUGCUAAUCGAAAACUAGUGUUGAAACUAAAUGCUAAUUUUUCACAGGUGUACGAUACGAAAAAGGUCCCAUUGACAGGACAGAAAUGAACCUUUCCUGAAUAUCUUUAGAAUGAUCUUGAGUUGUAUCAGAACAAGUUUAAGACACAUAGACGAGUAAACACCCAUGGACCACUAUGAACCUACUGGACACUGAGGGAUUACACAGAUAUAAGGCCACAUGGGAAUAGAAAAAAGUACUAUUAUUUAAUGUUCAAAUGCAUUCUAAACAAAGUUUUUUUUAAUCAUUGUGGUAUCAGAAUCGGUAUCGAGUCUAUUCCUUACUAUGGAAAUCGAGUUUGAAAUCGAUUCAUGUUCCACAGUGCAGCAUUAAACCUAUCCAUUUUGUUUUUUGCUGGUUCAGGUUAUUCCUAAAAGAAAUACCUUGACAAACCUACAUUCUUACUGUGAGCGGUUUUAAUGCCGUAGUGUGGAACUUUCCAGGCAAAACAACAACAUCACCAUGGAGACAAACAUGUGGACUGACCUCCACCAUAAAAAUGACACAGUGCAGCUUUAAAUGUAGUACUGCAAAUAAGCCUUAAUGUGCUCCUCCAAAUCAGGCUCAAGUUUCCCCUGCAGAAAAAAACACAUUCCUAAUUAUUUCAAAUGUAUUUUAAAUUAUUUAUUUUUAUAGUUUUAUUCCAGAACAGAUUCACAUUUGUUACUCCAUUUUAUAUUUUUUUAUUCUCAAACUCUGAUGGUUGAAAGUUAAAGAGGGGGUAUUCUGCAAAUGUUUUUUAAGCUUGUUAUAAUGUUUUUCCCUCGUCAAAAACGUGCCUGAAGAGGUUUCAGAUGUCAUUUGUGCAUUUUUGAGUAAUCUAGUGAUCUCUCUCAAUUCCUAUUCCAACAGUUAGUAGUAUGAGCCUGUACAAGGCUCCACCCACAAGUUCCCAUGAGACAAUUCAAAUAUACAAAAACAUGAUACAAACUGUACACAGCAACUUGACAAACUUGAUGUGAUGUGCAGUGGUUUCAUUAGUGGGAUGAACGAUUGAUUGUGUUGUGAUGGUGCUCUGAAGGGGGAGGGACUUAGCACGGAGAGGAAUGAGAGGGGGGCUCAGAGUGGAUUCUGCUCAAAUCCCAUAGUUUUGUUUCUGUUUCUGAGAAUAAACUCUGAAAUGGACAAACUUUAAAUAUAUAUAACAUUUAUGCUGUGUGUAUGCAAUAUACGUGGUUACAGCAGAUAAUACACGCAUUCUCAUAAAUUAAAUUUAAAAAAUCAGCCAAUGACAGCCCUCUUAAGCCCAGGCCCCUCCCCUGAGCUCAGGCCCCUUUGUCCUUGUUGGUAUAAAUGAAAUGUGUGACCUGUCCAGAUGGGGUGAUGUCUGCUCUAAUGGCCACAGCGGAAUGUUUGAAUUUCCUAGAGCACACAUUUACUUUAAUCAGAAAACUGAUGAGAGGAGGGUGAUAAAACAGGUCUGAACCAGGUCUAAACCAGGAUUAAACCAGGACUAAACUAGGUCUAAAGCAGGACUAAACCAGGACUAAGUCAGGACUAAAUCACAACAUAGACUUUUUAUCUCCACAAUGACUGAAUAAUUUCGUUUAAUACAAAUGUGUAUUUUGUGCACAUUUUUAACUUGUUCAUAAUCAAAUCUGCCCAAAAAUCCCAAACAAAACAUACUCAGCCAAUCAGAGGCCUGUUUUAGUCCUGGUUUAGACCUGAUUUAGCUGACAGAAACUUAAACAUUCAAAUUCCAGUCUCAUUUGAUAUCAAAGUGACCACCCGCUCAUCCGGGCAGCAGUCUAAGCAGGGACUGCCAGACUUCCUUCACCCUAGACAUGUCCUCCAGCUCCUCCGGUGGGACCCCAAGGCGUUCCCAGGCCAGCUGAGAGACAUAGUCCCUCCAGCGUGUCCUGGGUCUUCCCCAGGGUCUCCUCCCCGUGGGACAUGCCCGGGACAUGCCCGGAACACCUCCUCAGAGAGGCGUCCAGGAGGCAUCCUGAACAGAUGCCCAAGCCACCUUAGCUGAAGAAGCAGCGGCUCUACUCCUCCCGUGUGACUGAGCUCCUCACCCUAUCUCUAAGGGUGCGCCCAGCCACCCUGAGGAGGAAACCCAUUUCGGCUGCUUGUAUCCGUGAUCUUGUCCCUUUCGGUCAUUACUCAAAGCUCAUGACCAUAGGUGAGGGUAGGAACGGUAGAUUGACCAGUAAAUCCAGAGCUUUGCCUUUGGGCUCAGCUCCUUCUUUAUCACAAUGAACCGAUACAGCGAACGCAUCACUGCAGACGCUGCACUGAUCCAACUGUCAAUCUCAUGCUCCAUCCUUCCCUCACUCAUGAACAAAACCCCAUGAUACUCAAACUCCUCCACUUGAGGCAGGGGCUCACCAACCACCUGGAGAGGGCACCACCUUUUUCUGGUCUAGAACCAUGACCUUGGAUUUGGAGGAGCCGAUUCUCAUCCCAGUUGCUUCAUGCUAGUAUCUAGUGCCAUUUGUAUAACUUUUUUUUUUUUUUUGCAAAACGUUGGCGAUGUGCAAGUGGACUGGCAGAGUGGUUAGCCCCAGACAUCGUUGAAUAUCCCAUAUGUUUGAAUGUGACCCAAGCAGUGGGAAUUGACCCUACAACCCUCUGUGCCAAACUUAAACCUCUGCCACAGAGAAAAAAGUGCCUCAGCGAAAAAUGAAACCAAAAUCUGACCAAAAGAAUGAACCAAACGCGAGUGACCAUUUUGAAUUUUUAUUUUCAAACUCAUCUGGAGGUGCAAUUUAACUACAGUGUGAACAAAUGGACAGAUAUGAAAAUGAUUCACAAACUGGAUUCAGGACUAAACCAGGACUAACCCAAGACUUAACCAGGACUGAACCACGUGCCAGGGACUAGAGCAGAUCUAAAACAAGACUGCACUAGAUCUAAACCAGUACUUGAUUAUGAGUAAAUCAGGUCUAGCACAAACCAGCACUAAUGCAGGUCUGGAGGAGAUCUUAACCUGGACUCGACCAGUACUAAACCAGGACUAAACUGACUUAACUCGGACUAAAGCAGGACUAAACAAGGUCUAAACCAGGACUGAACAACUUGCCAGGAACUAAAGCAAAACUAAUUCAAGACUACAUUAGGUUUAAACUUGGUUUAAACCUAGAGCAGUCUUGGUUUAGUUUAGUAGGACUGAACCAGGAUUUGACUGGGAGUAAAUCAGGUCUAGCACUAACCAGCACUAAUGCAGGACUGGACCAGGUCUGAGCCAGGACAAAGUCAGGUCUAAAAAAACUAGACUAAGUAUAUUUCUCAGAAACAAACCAGGACCAGAAACGAUUGUCUGUGACAUCUACCCCAGGACUUCAACCCAAUGUCUUGUAGGUCUAAACAAGAACUAAACCUGGACUAAACCUGGACUAAACCUGGACUAAGCCAAGACUAUUUUUAUAUAUGAAAACUCACUGUUUAAGUUCACAUGUAUUUCAAUUUAAGUUCAUUACUCAGCAGUGGUGAUUAUAUUUAGGACCAAAACUGGAUGAAAAUUCAAUUUAAGUUUUAAUUUAAAGGGCCCAUGUUACACAAUUCUCUGAUCUCUGUUCUAAUGUUUCCUCAUCACAAAACUGGUGUUGUGUUUAGUUUCAUUCACAUGUUUAACACAAACCCUGCACAUUCAGGCUGAGGUUCUCUCAGAAAACACUCUGUUCCACCUUGAUGACACCUGAUGUCAUGUGGUGAUACAGGAAGUGCUCUACUGUGUUUUUAAACUCCAUACACCUUCACUAGAAUCAUUUGGAUGAUUUUUGUCCUGGAAUUGCCAAUCUCUACUGAAGUAGCUGUCAACUUUGAAAACUACAGCUUCAUGACAUCACAAGGUGCUACAGAGCAUUUUGAGCUUUGGAGAUGUAGACAGACUAAUACUACAGGGUAACUCAAACGUGUGAAUGAAACAAAAAACACAACUCCAGGUUUGUUUUUGAGGAGGUAACCCCAUUAUAACAUGGCUCACAAGAGUCCAUUUUGCAUAAUAUAGGACUUUUAAACUAAGCCUCCAGUCAUGAUCCUCCCCUUUAACUCCCAGUCUACGCACAUGUUCUUUGUCAUUCCUGCCUCUGUACAUCCGUGUUCUGUGUCUCUGCUCGUCAUGUGUGCACACAGACCAUGCAGACUUUGGGUUUGGGGAAAUGUUUUUUGUCUUAAGCUGAAAUCUUUGAAUGGUUUUCAUGUUUUGCUAUUGGACUUUUGAAUAUUGUGUAUAUAAUUGUGUAUAUGUUAUAAAGGCCUUUUUAAGACGCUGUUCGGACUGAAAUAAACCGCUUGAGAUUUUAACAA